Molecule: messenger RNA, 7511 nt
Organism: Zootermopsis nevadensis
Lineage: Eukaryota; Metazoa; Arthropoda; Insecta; Blattodea; Termopsidae
Gene: Hip14
Product: palmitoyltransferase Hip14
Molecular function (GO): protein binding; palmitoyltransferase activity
Source: RefSeq, a predicted model, not a curated record
UAUCGAUAGAUUGAAGUUAUACAUGCAAUGCACGGAUUAGUUAUGUUGGUAAUGUUUGUUGUGUAAUGUAGUGAUUGUAUUGUUGAUGUAAUGAAUGAACAUGAGUUUUGUAUGGCACUGUGAUCGAUAUUAUUAUAUGUAGAAGAGCCCACAAAUUACUGAGACAUGGAUACUUCAUGUAUCUGAAUUGUACAGAUUGUUUUCUCAAUCCUAAGGUCACUUUGCAAUGAUUGCUGGAGAGGUGGAUGCUUCUUGCAACCCUGUGCAUUUUGUAACACAAGAUGGUUGCAAACCUGGUUCUGGUUACCAUGGAGAUAAGGGCAGUGAAACAAACACAAUAUUUCAGGAGCCAGUCACAACUUCUUCUGAGCAUGACUGCAGUGGUUUUGAUAUCGUGAAAGCUACACAGUAUGGGUCCCUUACACGCUGUCAAGAACUGAUAGAAGCAGGGUUUGAUGUAAACCAGCCAGACAGUGAGACAGUCACACUCCUUCACUGGGCAGCCAUCAAUAACCGCUGUGAGAUUAUCCGUUACUACAUCAGCAAGGGAGCAGUUGUUGAUGCAGUUGGGGGUGAACUUUUGGCGACACCAUUACACUGGGCGACCAGGCAGGGGCAUCUGGGCACUGUGACACUGCUCAUGCAACAUGGGGCAGAUCCUUCUUUGCGGGAUGGUGAAGGCUGUUCCUGCAUUCACCUAGCAGCACAAUUUGGUCACACUGCUAUUGUAGCAUACUUUGUUGCAAAGGGAGUCAACAUGAACAUGCAAGACCGCAAUGGCAUGACACCACUCAUGUGGAGUUCCUACAAAGUUACAAGUCUUGAUCCAACACGUCUCCUCUUAACAUUUGGUGCUUGCACAACAACACAAGAUAAGCUGCAUGGUAAUACAGCAUUACACUGGGCAAUCCUUGCUCAGAACCAUACUGCCGUCUCCACUCUUGUCAUGCAAGGGGCAAGCCUUGAUAUUACCAAUGUACAGGGUGAGUCUCCAUAUAGUCUUCUUCAGUCUCAUAAAAAUGAAGCAUGGAUGGGGAAGAAGGUGCAUGAUAAGAUCCAGGAAAUGUCUGGAUCAAAACGCCGCAACCCAUGCUACCGGAUCACUCGGGAUAAGAGGCUGCGUUUCUGGUGCAUGGUGUCAACACCAUUCUUGGCAUUCUAUGUAGUGGGCAUCAUCCUGCAAUCUAGUCAGAACUAUCUAGUCAAGAUGGGACUCCUUAUAACCUGCUAUAUUGUUUUGUACAUGGCAAGCCAGGUCAUGUUUGAUGACAGGCUCAUGAACUUACUGCCAAUGUCUAUAUAUUUAGCUACUAAGUUUUGGAUGUAUGUGACAUGGUUUGUGUGGGUCUCUCCACAUGUGGACCUGUGGCUGUCAGUGGUCUUUGUGUUAUGCUCUGGUGUGUUAUGGUACAACUUCGGGUGUGCAUGGCGGGGUGACCCAGGUGUGCUGUGCAGCACUCAGGAACAGAAAUACAGGACAAUAAUAGAGCUGGCAGAACGUGGUGGAUUUGAACCUCAGUGGUUCUGUAGUUCAUGUCUGGUGCGACGCCCUAUUCGCUCGAAGCAUUGCUCUGUAUGUAACCGCUGUGUUGCCAAGUUUGAUCAUCACUGUCCAUGGGUUGGCAACUGCAUUGGUGCUAAGAACCAUCGGUUCUUCAUGGGAUAUCUCAUAAUGCUGCUGGCCAUGUGCAUCUUCAUGCUCUAUGGAUGUGUGCUGUUCUGGCAAACCAUGUGUGGCACCUCACUAGGAAAAGGUUUCUGGAGAGGGUUAUCUGACGUUGCAGUGUGUGAUGCUUGGGUGGCUUGGGUAGCAGCAAAUGCUCUACUGCAUGCUGCAUGGGUAGCCACUCUAUUCACAUGCCAGAUGUAUCAGAUCAUGUGUUUGGGCAUGACAACCAAUGAGCGAAUGAACAGCGGACGAUAUAAACACUUCCACAAUUCUGGUCGGCUGAGCGGAGUAACUCAUAGUCCAUUCCACCGUGGACUUUGCCAGAACCUGAUAGACUUUACUCAGGUACGAUGUUUUGGCCUGUUGAAACCUGAUGAUACGGACUGGCUGACACGUUAUGAUAUUAAACAGUCAGUGGAGCAGGUUCCGCUGCUCUCUGCUAAGGAAAACUACCAAUAUGUGUAACAGAGUGACAGUAGUGACACAUAAUGGCCAGGCUAUUGUAAGAACUUGGUUUGGUUCUCUUUUGUCCUCCAUCUUCCCUCUCUUCUUUAUAUUGUCAUUCUCAUCAUCAACACCACUGUACAAUACUGCAAGAACUGUUCAAAAAGUAAUAAGAUUCUGAACAGGAGAAGCUAAUUUAGAAGAGAGAAAUGGUGAUAUGGCAGUUUGUGUGUAGAUGGCAUUAAGCUGUCAUAUGAUACAGCCUCAGCCAUUGUUGGUGCAAUCAUCAAUGAGAGGCAAACACACUGAAUUGCACUAAUCUAAGGACAGAUAAAAUCAAUUGUGAAACAACAUUGUUUAUCAGGUUUCAUAUAUGAUUGAGAAAAAUACCAAAGAAACAUUCCAUAUGACGCAGGAUGCUUAUGGUGAGAACAUAGUGAUGUGCUAGUGUCAGGGAGUCUCUAGUGGACAAUCAGACAUUAAACAAUUGGCCUUCAGCCUCCCAAAACAAAGAUUUAGUGAUCACAGCUACAGUUUUUGUUCAAGAAAAACUGCUGCAUUAUUGUUCAUGACCUUGUCAAUAUGUUAUUAGUUUAAGUUGGUAAUGCAUAUUAAAUAUACACUGUGUCCGUAAAAUAAUGGUGGGGUAACAAACAGUUACAGUUUUGGAACAAAGCACGAUACAGACAUGAAAUAAACUUCAAAAUAAAGAGAAACUCUCCAAGCUGUUCACUAAAUUUCGAUAUGCGCUCAUUUAGUUGCCCUGCAGACAUCAAGACGAUAUUCAAGCUCUUGCAAUACACGACCAAGAACAUCCGACGUGUUAGAUGAAACAGCUUCAGUGAUCCAUUCUUUCAAAUGGCCAAAAUUUAUUAUUUGGACAGAGAACACUUGUUUCUUCACAUAACCCCACAAAUAGAAAUCCAUAGGGGUAAGAUCUGGAGAGCGUGGAGGCCAGGCUAUCCACCCUCCUCGUCCGACCCAUCGCUGAGGAAAUGUUUGGUUUAGGUAAUCCCGCAUGAAUGUGGAAAAAUGUGGAGUUCCAUCUAACUGGAGAAUGAAAUUCUCCGGUAUAUGGGGCACUGCAUACCCUUCUAACAUAUCCAGGAAGUUCUUUCCCAUCACAGUUUCUUCAGCAAAAAAAGAAGGGGCCAAUAACUCUGUCUCGUCCAAUUGCGCACCACACAUUAACUUUUGGGCUAUCACGUUGAUGUUCCAUAAUGACAUGGAGGUUCAUUACCCCAUAUUCUAACAUUAUGCUGAUGGACUCAUCCCGAAACAUGAAACGUAGCCUCAUCACUGAACAUAAACUUGUCUAAAAAUUCCCCAUCAUAAUCUAACCUAUCCAGAAUGUCCGUAGCAAAUUCAAAUUGUUUAAUUUUGUCCUGUGGAUAAAUUUUAUGUAACACCUGAAUUGCAGUCUUGAUGUCUUCAGGGCAACUAAAGGAGCGCAUAUCAAAAUCUAGUGAACAGGUAAAAUUCUUGGAGAGUUUCUCUUUAUUUUUAAGUUUAUUUCAUGUCUCUAUCAUGCUUUGUUCCAAAACUAUGACUGUUUGUUACCCUACCAUUAUUUUACGGACACACUGUACAUACUGACUUAUGGAUGAAACAGCUGUGUUGAUACUAAUUCCCAGAUUAAUAAUGCCCAGUGAAGUGAUGUAUCAGGUCACUGUGUUUUAAGAACUAAAGAGUUUUGAAAAACUUGAUUUGCAUUUAUUCACAUUACUGUUGACAAAUUGUAUUUUAUUAACGGAACUGUAUCACAUCCUAUUGCCCAAACUUGGCAUCUUGUAAUUUUUCAUUCUUUACAGAAUUGAAGAAAGAUCUUAGGGGCAUACAAUUUCCUUCGAUUGAGGACUUGAUUAAUGAUAUGUAGGCAAAAUUAAAGGUAUUGACAGAAUGUUUUUGACCACAUAUUCCAAUCGUAGGUCAGGCAAUGGGAUAUGUAUAUUGCUUUUUAAGGUGCUGCAUGCUUUGAAAAGGAAUAUUUAAAUGUUGAUUUAAUCUGAGAACUUUUGUGGUUUUAUAGUUCAUCCUUGGUUUUAUUGUUGCUGAUCUGCAGCCAUUGAAGCAUCUUCCUGAAAAGAUGGGGUUGAAAAUUAUAUUUCUGAUCAGACUGACCUUUCAUUUUUUAAAGUUUGAACCCAACUACAUAUUCAGGCUAUGUCUGCACUGCCAAGUCUUUUGACAGUAUUGUACACAUAUGCCGUCUAUCAUACUCUUUCUACUGUUACUUAUUUUUUAUUAGUAUGUAAUUAGCUGUGAUGAAUGUAACUAUAUUGAUAGGCAUUCAGUUUAUUGUUUUAAAAAUAUUUCUAAACUAAACACUGGUACUGCUAUGAUGGAAUAAUUCUUGCCUGGAUACAGAAUGCAUCAAAAUGUCUCUCACAUUUUACUGACUGUACUCUACAGUGCUUCUACUUUACAUAAAGUGUACCUGUGAUCUAAUAAGCAAUAAAAGUAAAAGUUAGCCAGUAAUGACAAGUCAACAUGGCUUAGUUGCUACUGCUGUUUUGAGUCAGUUGUAUCCCACCAACAAUAUGUCACUAUCACUGGUACAAUUCAGGGGUAUGUGUCAUUUGGCUGAUAACUGUGUGUGAGGUAGGCCAAGUUUCAAGAUCGUGGUGAAGAGACAUUAACACACAUAAAGACAUCAGUUUGUAGUUUGCCACCAAUAUAAAGGAAAAUGAAUACAUUUUAAAUAUAAAACUGUAGCAUUCAUAAGUCCAGUGGAAUGGUGGUAAGAAUCCUGCAUAAUAUACUAUAUCAGUACUAUGUCUCAUGCUAAUGAUAGAUUAAUGGUUUUGAUCAGCUCUUUGACUUCUUUGCAUAUGCCUGUCAUCUUAACUACCAACAUAGUAGCUUAUUUCACUUUUCUCCCAUUUGUUCUGAUCUUUUUUCCGUUCUCCUUCAUGGAGGAAGUGAAGGGCAUAAUGCAGCAGUUUGUCUAUUGGAACAAAUUACAACACAGAUUGUUGGUUGCUAAAUUAAAUAUUUUUCUUUCUCCAGAAUCACACCUUUCCCUGCGCGUGCAUCCACACACACACACCACCAAUCACAUCCAAUAAAUUAUGUUUAUUUUGACUUUUUCAUUUGGUUUUACUCUUUGCAUAUGUCCACCCUACAAUAUGAAAUUAAUAUACUCAUUCUCUUUAACUGAUUGAUAUUUAACCAUGGAUUUACUUUCAUUCUGCUACUACUGGCCCACUCAUGAGAAAAGGAGCAUUGGAUGAGAUACCUGGCAUUCUCUUCUUCAUGUGGCAUGUUUUUUGUCACAAAUUAUAUUUUGAUAGUUAAUAUAACAGACCUCUUAAGUUUGUUGUUGUAGAAAGUUUUGAGAGCCUUAUAUUCAUGGAGAAAGAAAAUAACAGAGCACUAGACAAGCAUUGGAAGUUAUGAUUGUACUAUCCAGCAGCAUGACAGCCGAGGUGUUAUUUAUAACUGCAGUCGAUAUAUCUCGAUAUGAAUAUUGUCAUAACUUUGACAAGAGAGAAUAUAUUACUGCCACACUAUUCAGAUAUGUUUGUUCCAUGGUUCACAAUAUGUGUUUCAGUGCUGUAGAAUAUACGAAUAUACAAAUGUUACAAAUUUAAAUAAAAUAAUGCUGUAUAAAUGGUAAUAUGAAAGAAAUUUGAUUAUUUGCUAUUUAUUUUGCAUGUUUUUUAAUUUUCUGUUGAUCCCAGAUCUGUUAUGUUGUUCCAUAUUAAACUGGUGUAGAAAUCUUAUGCUAUUUAUAUGAUCUGUUUUAAUUCUGGUGACAAUUUUUACCUUUUCAUAUGUUUAAUUGCAUAUAUCUACUAUUUGUUAUGUCACGUUCUCCAAAUGUUGUGAACUCACAUAAUAACAGACUUAUGCUGUAUCUCAUUUCAUACCUAAUUUGAAUGUGUAACAUUGGAUAAUAUAAAAAUAAUUGUACAAUGAAAGUAAUUAUAGAGAAUUGUAUUCAUAUAAUUUAUGGCUGAGUGGCAGUUCUGUGGUUGAAAAUGUUUUGAAUGCUACAAGCUUCAGUGUUCUUAUUCUGUCAUUCAUAACAUUCCAAUAAGGCUGCCAAUCAUUAUCACAUGUUUUAAAGACUGACCCCUCUUGCUAUAGUGAUUCUUCCCCAGGGUACAGACAUUGUUAUUAUGCAGCAAUAAUGUAAAAUUGAUUUAUCAUCUCCCAGUUUGCAUUAGUGAUGUGUUACAACUGAUUUAUUUGGUUCAUCUGUUAUACUGAGCCCAUAUAACUACAAAGGAUGGCAUCUGAGGAGGUAUUUUUAACUCUUUCCAUGCCUGUUGAUCUCUCAAUGUGAUUUCUGCUAAGCCCACAAGCAUGACAUAUGACAGGUUUAGAGGCUGGUUUUCUUUUAACUCAUACAUAUAUCUGUUAUGAGAUUGCAAAAUCAUGCACAGUAUUUGAUCGUCAGGAUUUCUUGCUAUUUAUUUUGAGGCCACAAUUCUCUCAUUUAUACAUAUUACAUAGUGUAUAUCUGGGGCAAAGAUAUCUUGGCAGCUUGUGUAGUUUGUAGAACCAAUAUGAAGAGGACCCAUACUAAAGCUUGUCUUUUGCUGUUAUGAUGAAAUUCAUGAAUCAUUCUAUCUUCAAGCGUUGCAUUUGUAUAGUGACAUGUUACAGACCCAUUUACUGGUAUUGAAACCCGUACACCUUAAAAACCUAAGAUGCAUUAUGCCACUGGUAAAUGCUUUUAAUGCUUAUUCAUUGAGGUUGUGCUGUUUUAUAACAUUGGUGGUUUAAGAUUCGGAGGUAAUGGCAAUAAAUAAAGUACAUGGGCAGGGUUUAGUUUACUGGUGAGAUUGAUGCUUCCUGUGGUAACUCUCAUGUCAUUUGAAACAUGAUAUUAACUUGUAUGAUUUGAGGUUUUCAAGAUAGCUGUCUUCUGGUAAACUUUUGCCAGACUACACAGCACAAGCCACAAUACAGCCAUCUUCAUGAUAUCAAGUUUUCCAUGCACAGUUUUAAAUGCAAAAGAAUUUUAUUUGUAUGGAAACUUUUCAUUUCCCACAUAUGUUCAGUGUAAAUUUCCAAAAAUUGGAAACAUUUAAUUUCACUGACAAAUAACAAUAUAUUCAAAGCUAAAACCAAUUGCAUAUCUAAAUAGGAUACAUAGUUUUUCAUAUGUAAGAUGUUAAUAAUAGCAAAGUAAUAAUGAAUGGCCAUGACAAGUUAGAAAGUUAUUUUAUUUGUACAUAAGUAUGUGUAUUUAUAUUGAUUUAGAAUAAUAUGAGAACCUCAGCAAAGGAAAUGUUUCUGAUUUGUUAUAAUUUACAAGGUGUGAUGCCAUCAAUAAAAUGUUCCUUAUACUUUAAAGUCCACAGGUGAAUAUUUUGCAGUUUAAAUGUGUAUGUUACUCUCAACUGUUUGUGAAUGUAUGAAGAAAUACACAAUAAUUUAAAUGAUC